This is a messenger RNA of Hipposideros armiger (great roundleaf bat), 1103 nucleotides long. It is a transcript of the gene ERICH5, whose product is annotated as glutamate rich 5. The transcript has 3 exons. The annotation marks the transcript as partial. The record is from RefSeq and is a predicted model, not a curated record. NCBI's taxonomy places the organism in Eukaryota, Metazoa, Chordata, Mammalia, Chiroptera, Hipposideridae.
GGCUCCGAGGGCCGAAACCGGGUGGGGCUGGGACAGGUGGCUGCGCUCGCGCGCGGGGCCUGACUCCUGCCCGAGACCGCGCCGCCGGGAUGGGCUGCUCCAGCAGCGCCCUCAACAAGGCCGGCGACAGCAUCAGGCUCCGCAGUGAAGAAAGUGAGUCCUGCUUUGCCCAACCCAAACCAUGUACACUGGGAAGAGAAUCUACUAUUUAUGGCAAGAUACAAAAGGAAAGCCUUCCUUCAUUAGAGAAGCUCCAGAUUUCAGCGGUGUCUACAGCUAAUGGUGUUAAAUUCCUCCAUGAACAGCCCCUGGCAAAGGAUGCUGCAGACCCUCCAGGAUCCAUGGAGAAGAUUCAGCCUCUAGAAGGACUCAAGGAGUCUGGACCACCUCAGCCAGGUGGCAAAGAUGAUACUGCAGGAGCAGAAGACAAGAAGAAAGACGUGGAAACCGUGACAAAGGCUCAGCCUUUAGAAGGAAAUACUAAAACUGAAACUUUAGGAAUAGAAGCGAAGCAUCAAUCUUUGAGGAUGGUGGGACAGAGGGGCUGUCCUGGAGUCAUGGGAGGUACCGAGAAUCCACAAACUGCCCAAGAGAUGAAACCUCUAGGAAUAGCUGAAAAUAUUCCACCACUGGAAGCAGGUAGAAAGCCACAAUCUCAAGAAGCAAUGGGAAAAGAUGAACAACCUAAACUCCCAGAAACUGUUUCCACAGAGACUGAAUCUCCAGAAAUAUUGGACGGAAGCCAACUUGUGGAAACAGCGAAAGAGCAGCAACUUCAAGAAGCACUGGGAAGAGAUGAGCAGUCCCAACUUCUAGAAACAAUUCCCAAACAAAAUGGAUCUCCAGAAAUAUUGGAAGGAUGUCACCUCGUGGAAACAACUCCCGAAAGUCUAGGAAACAUGGAGCAGAUUCAACCUGAAGGAACAGUUGGUAGCACAGAGCAUCCAGCAGGAAUUCUAGAAACAGAGACAAAUGUGGAAACGGUCAGGAAAACUCACAGUAACAAAGAGGACCAAAACAUUGAAGGUGAGACAGGAGAAGUGGUUGAAACAGAGAUGGAGAAUGAGAAAAUUAGCAAAGGGGCUGAAACAAAAGAAGAAGAA